This is a messenger RNA of Dicentrarchus labrax (European seabass), 1683 nucleotides long. RefSeq lists its product as uncharacterized. Bases 287 to 919 code for a protein of 210 amino acids. The record is from RefSeq and is a predicted model, not a curated record. The transcript has 6 exons. NCBI's taxonomy places the organism in Eukaryota, Metazoa, Chordata, Actinopteri, Moronidae.
UUACACUCCACGCAGCAGCUUUCUUUUUGUGGGAGGUAACCUGAUUCCCAAGGCAACUGUUGCCACUGCAAAACACUCACAGGCACAGGCAUUUUUCUGUUUAAUCUGUAACUAGUACCAGUACAUACAUUUUCCAUAUUGAUAUUUAGAGUUGUGUAAUGAUUUACUUAUAAUAGAAUUGCAUCUUUAAGAAGAUAAUUAAAUAGUGCAGGAUUUGGCACCUUGGAAAGUUUCAUUCAAAGUCUGGAUUUCUCUGGUGGGUGAACAGAAGAACUUGAACUACAAAAUGAAACUACCCAUCUCUAUCGCUUCCACACCAGUGUGUAUUCCUCAAGACACAACUCCUGUCCGGCAGAGUCGCUGCCUGGUGGUCACUCCCAUGACCUUUCCCAUCAUCUCAGACUCUGCCCGGCUGUGGACGAGCACUCAGAGUAUUCCGAGACUGAACCCUUUACAUCCACCUUUGGUCCAUAAACGCACCGUCAGUCUGGAGACACCAGCUGUACACCACCACAACCACCAGAGGACGCUCAUCCUGCAGAGGAGAGAGCAUUACAGGUAUCACCAAGUGUGGCGAAAACCGUUUUAUGGAACCAGCAGUGAGAGAGAAGAGUACAGGAAGGAGUUGCGAGAGCAGUUAAAGAAGCAGAUGGAGGACAAAUGUGUAGCACUGAAGCUGCAGCUGGCCAGUAAAGUAAAGGAAGCAGAGCAUAUUCGAGAAGUGGACCACAUUGCUCUGUCCAGUGACAGAGAGCAAAGGAUCCAGCACAGCAAAGCAAUGACGGCUUACAGAGAUGAGAACAAGAGGCUAAUGGAGCAGAGCUGGAGGGACAGAGCACUAACACGCUCCCAGGAGGCCCUGAAAGAGAGAGAGCUGCUGUGCCUCAACCCCAUUAACUGGAGUGGAACACUGAAAUAGGUUGAACUUCAACAUCCAGAGUAAAACCUUCAGACCUCAGGCCUCAACGAAGCACUUGGGCAUGUGCGUGUCAGAUUAAAUGGAAUACAACAUAUAUAGUACAUGCAAUUAGUGCUGGGAUAGCCUUUGAAGGUACUUUAAGAGGGAUAUUUCUAGGAUUUUCUAAACUGGGAUGAACCAAAUGAAGCUCUCCAGUAUUUUUCUGUAUAUUUAAAAAUGUUUGUUAUUUCCAAUCUUACCUUAUAAACAUUCUCUUAUUUGCUGCUGUGGGUUCCAAUACAGUAAAUCCACAAUUUAAGAGUACUCCAUUGAUUUGGCAUUGCACCCUUCAACCUGCUACCUACAUUAUGCUAGUAAUGGCUACUGUAGCCUCAAGCAGAGAUGAAGGAUGGGCCUCAGAGGUCUGGCCAAUCUCUGUCAAUGUACUCUAACUCUACACCCCCAGUUGUUUUUUUUUUAUUUUCAAACUUGUGGUCUUUAUACUUAAUUUUAUCAUAAUUUUUAAAUCAGAUUUCACACAGCUCCAUCUGCCACAGAAGACUUUAUACAACUAUUCACAUACAUUUAUUAGUAAAGCAAGACCUGCAAACUUUGAUGUGUAAAAUCAGUGGACUUCCCCUUUAAGAAUGAUUGACUUCCAGCAUGUCUUAUAAUUUAUCAUGCAACAGGAAGUAAAACAUCCUUUUCCUCAUUCUGUUUAUGUAAAGAGCAGAGGAGGCCUGACCAAAUGAAAUUAAAAUUUUGAAUAAAAAAAAACAUGAGAA